Molecule: messenger RNA, 2365 nt
Organism: Condylostylus longicornis
Lineage: Eukaryota; Metazoa; Arthropoda; Insecta; Diptera; Dolichopodidae
Product: zinc finger protein 69 homolog B-like
Exons: 14
Coding region: 115-2277 (720 amino acids)
Source: RefSeq, a predicted model, not a curated record
CUUAUAAAUACAUAGUUGGAUUGUAUUGUAAAGUUAUUACCUACAAAAUAUUUUGUAAAUUUAUUUAGUAAUAUAAUCGCUGUAAACAAAUUAAUUUUUUUUCUAUUAAAAAAAAUGGAGUGUAAAGUUUGUUGGAAAAUUUUUAUGACACCACAAGAUGCGACGGAUCAUUACAGUAUUUUUAAAAGUCAUGAGAACUAUGAGAUUUAUACUAAAAAUAAACCCUUUGAGUGCGGAUAUUGUAAGGUGCGUUUCAAUACCGAAGAAGAUCUCAAUCAACAUAAGAAAAUUCAUGAAAAAAGUUCACCAAUUGAAACGAAACCAGUAAUCCAUACACCAAUUCAAGUAACAAAUUCUAAGAGAUUUCCAAGAAAAUGUAAAAAGGAAAUAUCUGAAGAGGAGAGACUUGAAAAUGAAAGGCGGUCUAAAAAUUCAAGUUCAUAUGAAUGCAAUAUAUGUGGAGAGACUUUUAAACAUGCAAAGCAAUUAGAGACUCACAUGGCAAAACAUAGGGUUGGACGCAAUGAAAAAAAUAGUGGAAGAUCUAAUCGAAGUUCGAAAAAACCGAACAUAACACCAGUAGAAAUUGCUUUCGUAGAUACAAUAGACUUUGAUUAUUUAGAAAAUCAAAAGAUUGCUGAACUAAAUGAAGUUAAAACGAAAAGCGAAGAUUCAUUUUUUGAAGAUCCAGAUGUCAGAGUGGUUGAACUUAAUGCAAAGACAAUAGAAUUGUCAAGUAGUGAAGAAGAGGAAGAAGAAUUUAAACCUGAAGAUAUUAAAAAAAUUAAAGAAGAAAUAUUGGUGGAAAAAGAGUGCAAUUCUUUUGAGAAUUUUGAUGAAGAAGAUGAAAGAUAUAAUGAUAUAGACGACAUGUAUAAUGAUGAAGACGAUAAAUUUAAUGAAAUAGACAAUAUAUAUAAUAAUACAGACAGAAAAGAUAGGGAUUUUGAAGAAAUUUUUGAUGAAACAAAAUCUGACAUCAAAUUAAUUAAAAUAGAGAAAGACGUUGAUGAUUAUGAAUCCGAUGACUGCCCCUUAGAUCAACUAAUAAAGAAAACAAAAUUAUUAAAAUCCAAGAAACAAAUCAAAAAGGAAGGAAAGAGUAACAAUGCUCAGAAAAAUGGUCAAAUUCCCAUCGAAAACAUUAAAAAAGAAAAACCAGUUAGAAAAAAAAGAAGCUCAAAAAAAGAAAAAGUUGUUAAAGUAAACGAAGGCAGUUUAAAAAUUAAAAUUAAAGCUGAAAAAUGCGACAAUACAAAAAGUGAAAAUCGUGAAUUCCUUGUUGUUCAGCCUGAUAUUGUCUUUGAUAAUAAAGAUUCCAAACAGAACAUAAAUAAAAUAAAAGACAUUAAAAAUAUAGAAAACCCCGACGAUAUAAAUAAAAACGAAGAAGAGGUUGACGAAAGUGGUAAUAAGCUUCCAAGACAUAAGUGCUCAACAUGUGGUGAAAGAAGAAGUAACAAAAGAUUAUUACUUCAGCACAAACAAAGCCAUAAUGGACUGGGAGAAACAGAAUGCAAAGUUUGUAGGCAAGUUUUUGGAACACCACAAGAAGUUCUCUCUCACUUUGAUUCUUUCAAAAAGGAAAAAACGGACAAACAUUACCAAGAAGGAAGACCAUAUCAAUGUAAAGACUGUGAUUCAAGAUUUAUACAUUUAAAACAUUUAUAUGAGCAUCGCAAAAUACACAUUGGUGAUAAGAAAUAUGUAUGCAAAUUAUGUGGAAAAUCAUUCUUAAGAAAACAAGGAUUACAAUGGCACUUAGAAACUCAUUUGAGUGAUGAGAUGGAUGCAGAAAGCUUACGUCACCUAACAGGCGUUAAGGUUAGAGACAAUGUACUAAAUAAAAAGGUGUUUGUAUGCGACAUGUGUGGUCAUGAAUUUAAGCAGUCAAGUCAAUUGAAAAUUCAUAUAAAUAGGCAUGUUAAGCUUAAAAGAUUUACUUGCCCAAUAUGUUCUAAAUCGUUUGUAACUCCCAGAGAUCUUCUUAAACACAAUAGAACUCACACCGGAGAAAGACCGUACAAGUGUUCAUAUUGUGAAAAAUCUUUUAUAGAUUCUGGAGACAAAAUAAAACAUGAAAGGCUUCACACGGGAGAAAAACCUUAUACAUGUCAGACUUGUGGUAAAAAAUUCACAUUUUCGAGCGGUCUUCGAACACAUGAACGGGCGGUUCAUUUCGGACUUAAACGAUACAAUUGUGAUAGUUGCACUCGGGGAUUUUCUAAUAAAUCAUGUUUGCUAAAACAUAAAGCCAAAAUUCACCUCCAGAGAUAAUCAUCCACAGAAAAAAAACUCACUACAUAAAUAUUAGUUCUUUUAUAGUGGUAAAUACGAGGAAUGCAUUUAAAAUAAAAUUAUAAAU